Messenger RNA from Telopea speciosissima, 756 nucleotides. RefSeq lists its product as uncharacterized. Lineage: Eukaryota; Viridiplantae; Streptophyta; Magnoliopsida; Proteales; Proteaceae. The record is from RefSeq and is a predicted model, not a curated record. The transcript has a single exon. Gene Ontology annotation, cellular component: plasma membrane. Bases 82 to 678 code for a protein of 198 amino acids.
CCUCUUCUUCGUCUUCUUAUUCCUUACACUUCUUCUGUUCAAGAUCCCUUCUCCAUUCUUUUUCUCAAUUCAUUUGUUUCAAUGGAUUCUCCUAAAGCAAUUGAAUCUAAACAGAGGAGAAGCAACUCUUGUUUGUGUCUUGCGCUUGUUGGAUUACUUCUUUCUGUCCUUUUUCUCCUUUUGAUUUUAAGCUUUACUGCAUUCAAACCCAAAGAUCCUAUCUUUUCGAUUAACUGGGUCAGUGUGGAGGGUGUCAGUGUCUCAAUAGACAAUCCAAUGAAACCUUCUCUGAAUUUAACUCUUCUCAUGGAUGUUUCAGUUCAGAACCCCAACAAGGUUAGGUUCAAGUAUGGUGAUAGUUCAGCUUGGUUAUAUUACAGAGGUCAAGUUGUAGGGGAAGUCCCGAUCGCAGCCGGGGACAUAUCUGCCGGAGGGACAGUUGAGAUGAUAAUGCCGCUUACACUAAUGGCUGAUCAGCUUCUCUCUAAUCCUAAUCUUUAUUCUGAUCUGAUCUCUGGUACAAUUUCAUUUUCUACUUAUACAAAACUUGAUGGCAAGGUAUACAUUCUAGAUCUCUUUAAGCAUCAUUUAGUGGCUUAUGCCUCUUGUAUUGUGGUUGUGAAUGUCCAUAACGCAACGGUGAUCGAUUCGGAGUGCAGGUACACAAAUGAGUUGUGAAUAUGUACAUGAGUUUCAAAAUGGUUAUAUUAUACAAUUUGGGUUUUGAUAAAACAAAUUAAUUCUAACUGGUUCGAC